AUGGCCAACCCAGACCUAAUCGUUCCCACAACCUGCCGCCUCUCCACGCGCCUCUCGAUACAAUGGCUCCCGGAACCUGUCGGCGAAGAAACAACCGACACUCUGGUCAUGUCCGUGAACGGCUGGUACCUAGACCUACGCAUGAAGAAAACGGGAGGAAUGGACUGGGCCAUCGCAGGGCAACGGAUCGUCGAGAGCCAGCAUCCAGUCAAAGUAUCAUUCACACACGAACUCGACUCUCAUAAUGUCUUUGAAAGUGCGGACUGUGGAACCUUCGAGCCUCUUUCGCCGGGCGUCGAUAAGGAGACAGGGUCUAUGGCUAAUUAUGAUCUCCCUGGGGCUCCUGAGAUGGAGUAUGUUGAGAUUUGGAAGGAGCUUUCUUUUCGAGAAGGUCCUGAGGGGCCAUUGAAGGGUAUUUCGUGGGUGCUUGAAUCAGAUGAUGAGGUUGUUGAAGAAGAGGGAGAGGUCUUGGUGACCAAGACUUUUUUGGGCCGAAUUUGGGGGACGUAUUUGGCAUUGCAGCAGACUCAACUUCAUAGGCGCCAGAAAGAUUCGUCUGGUAAUUGGAUUGUGAGUAAGUCUGGACAUGAUGUUAGUGCUAAGAGGGAAGAAUGGGCCUCAGGGUGGAGUACAACGGUUGUUUAUGGAGAAGCCGGGGAGCUGUUGCCAUCGAUGACUGAGAUUGAAGGCCAAGAGAAUGGGCCUUGGACGGUUCCAGGGGAGAAGGUGACCGUUGAGGGUAAGAAGUACAUUGUUCGAGCAUUUGAAGAGAUUCAGUAG
Molecule: messenger RNA, 780 nt
Organism: Penicillium atrosanguineum
Lineage: Eukaryota; Fungi; Ascomycota; Eurotiomycetes; Eurotiales; Aspergillaceae
Exons: 2
Coding region: 1-780 (259 amino acids)
Source: RefSeq, a predicted model, not a curated record